Messenger RNA from Pyricularia grisea, 3009 nucleotides. RefSeq lists its product as uncharacterized. Gene Ontology annotation, cellular component: cytosol. Gene Ontology annotation, biological process: proteolysis. NCBI's taxonomy places the organism in Eukaryota, Fungi, Ascomycota, Sordariomycetes, Magnaporthales, Pyriculariaceae. The record is from RefSeq and is a predicted model, not a curated record. Bases 1 to 2853 code for a protein of 950 amino acids. The transcript is spliced from 4 exons. Gene Ontology annotation, molecular function: serine-type endopeptidase activity; tripeptidyl-peptidase activity.
AUGCAUUUCACGCGCGGCCUCAUCCUCCUCGCUCUUGCAGGCGCCUCUGGAGCCCUGCGCCCACGCGUCGACCUUGUCGAGGAGCCCAGCCCAGGCGGAAGCAAGACCUUCAUCGUCGAACUGAUCAAGGGCUGCAACGUCGAGGCCGCCCGCCAGGAACUCCAGCGUCAGGCCCCCAACAGCAGGGUGCGCAAGACGUUCGAGUCGGACAUCUUCACGGGCCUCAGCGUCGAGACCUCCGACAACAAUGUCGAGUCCAUCGUCCGCGACCUCGGCGACGCAGUCCGCGCCUGGCCCAUGCGCAUGGUCCCGAACCCGGCCCCGAUUCUUGGCAGGUCUUUUACCGCCGACGAGGGCCCCGCCGCGGCGUCCAACUAUUCGCUGCACAAGUACACGGGAGUCGAGCAUUUGCACCGGGUUGGUUUGUCGGGCAAGGGUGUCACUGUCGCCAUCGUGGACACGGGAAUUGACUACUCGCACCCAGCCCUUGGUGGGUGCUUCGGCCAGGGCUGCAAGGUAUCGGGUGGAUACGACCUGGCCGGCGACGGAAAUUAUCCAGUCGGGCCUCGGGAGCCGGAUGAAGACCCACGCGACCACGAUGGCCAUGGCACCCACGUCGCUGGUAUCUUGGCUGGAAAGACUGAUAGCUUCGUCGGUGUCGCCCCCGAUGCAACCCUACUUGCAUACAAGGUUUUUGGCAGCGGUGAUGGUGCUUAUGAAGACAUCUUGAUCGACGCGUUCCUCAUGGCUGAAAGAAACCGCGGGCUCGUGGGCUGUUGGCCCACGGGCUUUUCAAAUAAGGUUUCGGGCCCCCAUGGGCGGGUUUUGGAAUGCCUUAACAAGGACGGGGCUGAUGUCAUCACAUCCAGCAUUGGUGGCGUCGGCGGAUGGCCCGAUAACGUUUGGGCCGAAGUUGCGUCGCGUUUGGUGGAAGCGGGUGUCGUGGUUACUAUUUCGGCUUCCAACUAUGGCCAGGCAGGACCUUUCUUUGCAUCCACGGGAGCUGCUGGCAAAAACGUCAUCUCCGUCGCCUCCGCCGAGGGCGGUGAGCUGGCUGCGGAUCCCUUCGUCGUCACCAUUGGCGGCAAGAAUCAGUCUACAUUCGGCUACAUCCCCAGCGACGCACCGUGGAACAUGACGGUCAUGCCCGUCGUGCCAACCUCGCUCAACACAUCGGUGACUGACGACGCAUGCUCGCCGCUGCCCGCCGACUUCCCCUCCCUCAACGGCUCUGUGGCCCUGAUCCGUCGCGGCGGCUGCGAUUUUGCUGUCAAGCAACGCAACGCCGAGGCGGCCGGCGCCAGCUACGUCCUGGUCUACAACACCCCGACCUCCCAAUGGCACGCCCCAUUCUCAUCCAAUACCAACUCCAGUCUCGCCCUAGUGGACGUAACCGGCGGCGAAGCAAUGGUGCGCGCAUUUGCUGCCAACAAAAUUGUGACCGUGGACUUUUCUCGCAACCUCUCGCACAAAGUCGGCGUGUUCAACGCGGCAGGCGGUCUGCCCAACUACUUUACCUCGUGGGGCCCGCUCUUCGACAUGCAGCCCAAGCCCGACGUCGCCGCCCCCGGCGGGAACAUCUUCAGCACUUCCCUCAACGGCGGUUGGGAGGUACUGAGCGGCACUUCCAUGGCGACGCCGUACGUGGCUGGUAUCGCAGCGCUGUAUAUCGAACGCCACGGAGGCCGGGCUUCCCAUGGCACCUCUCUGGGCCGCGCCAUUCACCGCCGCAUCGUGUCGAGCGGUGCAGCCUUGCCCUGGUCCACCACCAACCCGGGGCAGACGGGCGUGCCGAACGAAGACUUUGGGUUCUUUGCACCCCCGGCUCAGGUGGGUAGCGGUAUGGUAAACGCCACCAAGGUGGUUGAGUACGGGACCACGAUCGACUUCGAGCCGUUUGCGUUCAACGACACGGCGAACUUCCAGGGUAGACACGAGAUUUCCAUCACCAACGGGGGCGACGCGGCAAUCACGUACCACUUCUCGCUGCAGCCGGCGGGCGCCGUGGAGAUGCUACAGCCGCUCAACGAGUUUGGAUUCCGGUCGCGUCAGAUUAAGGACUUGGCGAGCAUCAUGAAGCCUGUCGACAUUGUGCCCGAGGUGGCCAUGCCAGGCCCCGUCCUUGUCGCGCCGGGAGAGACCAAGAGGGUCGUUUUCGAAUUCUCGCAGCCCAAGAUGGGAGUGAACGAGACUGCAAUGCCUCUAUACGGCGGCAAGGUGCUGGUGACGGGUGACAACGUCGAAUCUCUGUCGGUGCCUUAUUUGGGUGUGGCGUUCAGCUUGGCCGAGCAGAUCAACCCCACAUGGAAAAGUAUUGAGUUUGGAAUAUGGGGCACGCCACCAACAAGGAAUUGGACAUUUGACCUCAACACCACUGUCCGGGGUUACCCUGUAAUGUUCGCCUCCUUCGAGUACGGCAUCUCAGAGCUGCGAUGGGACAUAUUCGAGGCCAACUGGACCGAAGACCGGUGGAGCUAUCCGCCAAUCGAGGGCAAAGACGGCUUCAUUGGAUCAGCAACAUCCUAUUCUCAACCGGGGAGGAUCAGUCCUUUUAUCUACUUCGACUCGGCCACAAUGCAGGCCAACGAUACCUUUGCUUUCCCACUCGUGGAUCUAGUGCGCUCAUACCCCUUAGUUACGGACUCUUACCAGUUCUGGUGGUUGGGUGGUAUGGCAGACGGCUCACAGAUCAAGUCGGGACGGUAUACGAUGCGCUUCGCGGCUUUGCGUCCUUUAAUGGACCCGGCCCAAUCGGAAAGCUGGGCAGUGUGGCCAGUCCCUGAAAUUUCAGUAAUCAGAGAACCAAGCAAGGAUUUGGCGCAAGCCCCAGCUGGAAAUCACACGGGAAUUUGACACGAGAACAAACAUAGAGGGGUCAAGGCGAAUGGAACACGUGGUUGUAAUGCGUACCUGGAUUACGUGGAAUUGCCUAAACAAAUGGCCAUAUUAAGUUGCUCGUGAAAUACAAUGUAGCUCACUAUUUAUAUUAAUGAUGUAACACUAGUUCUA